Daucus carota subsp. sativus is the source of this 897-nucleotide messenger RNA. RefSeq lists its product as uncharacterized. The record is from RefSeq and is a predicted model, not a curated record. The coding region runs from base 87 to 740 and encodes 217 amino acids. The transcript has 5 exons. NCBI's taxonomy places the organism in Eukaryota, Viridiplantae, Streptophyta, Magnoliopsida, Apiales, Apiaceae.
AGUGGGCAAGGAGUAGUACAAGAUAAACACACAACCAAGAGGAAUACAAUUCAGAACAAAAAAUAUAAUCAGAAAGAUCAAGAAAGAUGGCAUGUGGAACUGGGUUGAGACCAAUCUUCUUAACAGAGCCAUGGCCAAGUUUGCCUUGCAAUUCCAUCUCAAACUUUGUGCCAUCUAUUUUGAGCUUACCCACAACAUCAGAUACUACUAGUUUGAGGUGCUUUGGCUGUAGAAUCUUCAAGACUAGAAAUUUAUAUGAGUUUUCAAGAAAGACCCAUGAUUUGAAAUGCACUCAUACUCAAAACCCUUCUUCAGAUGAUGAAUUUGACCCUGACCAGGACCAAGGCCCUCCUCAAGAAGCUGUUCUUAAGGCCAUAUCAGAGUUGUCAAAGACUGAAGGGAGAAUUGGGCAAACUACAAAUGUGGUUAUUGGGGGUACAGUGACAGACGAUGCAACUAAUGAGUGGCUCACCCUUGAUCAGAAGGUAAAUAUCUACCCAACGGUUAGAGGGUUUACAGCAAUAGGAACUGGAGGCAAUGAUUUUGUGCAAGCUAUGGUUGUUGCCGUUGAAACAGUUCUUAAGCAGCCAAUUCCAGAGGGACAAGUAAAGCAAAAAUUAUCAUCGGGGGGAAAAUAUAUCUCUGUUAAUAUUGGACCGGUUCAUGUUGAUUCCAGUGAGCAGGUCCAAGCUGUAUAUAAUGCUAUGAGAAGAGAUGAUCGGAUGAAAUAUUUUUUGUAGUUCAAUUUUCCUCCCUGUUUUGUAUAAAUGACAGUAAUCUAGCUCUAUUUUUUUUCUCCUUUUCUUAUUUUAGUGAAUGUGUUUUAUACAGUAGGUUGUAAUUAAUUAUUUUCAGAUUGACUUAUUCAAAUCUAGUCUCCCUUCUAUGUUUCGGUGA